AUAUCACUCUGAUUGAACUUAGCUAGACUCGCGGCUUGCUACCUUGUGUGUGUUUCCAGAAACAGUUGUUUACCAUCACUAGCAGUCAGUUAAUAGACACUGUAAUAGCAUCAAAUUACAACUCGAAUUGAAAUAUGACAACGGAAUUGCCACAAUCUACGGACGGGCGGUGUCCAAUGGAAUUACCUUUGGCAACACAGUCUACCCGAUUAAAUCCAGUUAUUGAGAAAUAUGAGUUGGCACUUUUGAUGUUAUUAGGAUUUGCUGGAUUUUCCAUGCUUAUUGGCAUUGCGUACAAUAAUAUCAGACGUUAUGUUUUCAAAGAUUUCCACAGCCUCGAUGUUACAUUUGACGCCGGGGGACGUGUAAGUGUAAGUCUGACGGCAGUAACUGUGACGUCACAGCUCUUAUGGCCUGUAGACUUCCUUCAAAGUCCUACUAUGGCAAGCAAGGUUGGCAUAUCUGGAUCGUUAUUUUACACGCUAGCAAUAGUACUGUCAAUGCUCAUAUUUGCCGUGCUGUGUAUACAGCUCAAAACACGUGCACCAGGAGCAAAAACAUUUCCACAGAUUGCAUACGCACGCUUUGGUAAAAACACGCACAUUUUGUUCUGUGUUGUUGCUCUUUUCACUAAUAUGGUGAUCACAGCAAAUAUGAUCCUUGCAGGUAAAGCAGCAGUUGAAGUUUUAAGCAAAGAUGCCUCAAAUGAAUUUACCCUGAUGAUCCUAGCUGUGUUAUUUGGUUCUUAUUGUCUCAUCGGUGGCCUUGGAACUACUUUUUACAUUUCUUACUUCAACACCGCCCUGAUCUUUAUAACGACAUCGUUGUUCAUCUUGAAACUAACAUACCUUGCGGAACCAGAAGUAGAGGCUGUGACGUCACACAAAUCACUCCACAAUGCUAUGUCUUGUUUGAAAGGACCGGAUGGAAAUACGGACAAUUCUUUUCUCACUUUCCGUAGCAAAUCCGGUAUUAUUUAUGGUGUCGUGACUUUAUUUAUGACUGUUGCAAUUGUCUUUUGCGACCAAGCAAACUGGCAGAGUCGGAUUGCCGCAAAACCACGCGAGGGCAUGUUGGGAUUCCUCAUAGCAGCGUUCCUCUGGUACGCCAUCCCGACGUCAAUUUCUUUUGUGACGUCAAUGACAUAUAAAACAAUGAGCUUCCAGAACGGAACCAAUCUUCUUACUGAUGCAGAAAUAGACGAAGGGUAUAUUACUCCGUACGUGGUACAGACGUUGUUAGGCAAGGAGGGUUGUUUUGUGCUUCUUACUAUGAUAUCGAUGACAUUGAUGUCCACUGGCUCUGGAGAAGUUAUGUCCGUGUCUUCGAUUUUGGUUUACGAUAUCAUCAAGACGCACAUUAUUCCAUUUAGACCCGGUGCGAAACCAACAGAUUGCGUUUUAUGCGGCAAUUCUAAGAUCCCUAUAUCAAAAGACAACGUUCCCAGAGAGCUUUGUGACUGCCCGUCAGUAGUUGACUGUAAGCUGUGUGAUGAGGAUAUCGAAGACCGUGUUAGUGGAAAAGUCAAAAUGGGAUUUCAGUACAAAUGCCCUGUUCAUGGACAAUACCGGCAUUAUGAGGAUCAGUUGAUGCAGUAUAAAUCCUGGUGCAUGAUAUGGGUGGUCAUUGCCAUCAUUCCAUUUGGACUUCUGAUCAUAGGGUCGGGGAUGAAUCUCAACUGGGCUUUCUUGGCCUCCCAGGUUUUCAUUGCUCCGUUUAUUUUGCCUCUGUAUUUUACUAUCGGAUGGGCAGGAGUGACAUCUAAAGGUCUACUAUCAGGUGGAAUAUUGGGUCUUGUAUGCUCUAUAUCGGGUAUGUUGGGUUACGGUUCCACAUACGAAGGAGGAUUGUCAGAUUUCUUUACCAAUACCGCUCAAGACUAUAGUCUAUUGACGGGACUAAUUUCUGGAUUUGUUGUCAGCGCUGUAAUUACUGUGGUAGUUUCACUUUGUGACAGAAAAUCAAAGAAAAAGGUGGCAUUCAACAAACGCUUUCCUUUGGGAAAUCCGGAGCAUGGCACUGACAAAAUAAUGGAAGAAAAGUUAGGUUUUCUAGAAAUUGAGUGGCUUAAAACGAUGAGUAUUGAUAAUCCAUUAAACCCAUACAGAAAUAUUUACAGGAAAGAACUAAAGGAGAUAAAUGCUGGCAGGAUACUCACACUACAUCAUAUGGAAGCAAUUUUCAGGAAAACCAGAUUGCUGUCAAUAACAGGAGUAGUGGUUAGCUUCGUGGUUUUUCUUGUCGUGGUUCCUGGCAUCGCUCUUGGCCAGGCGAUUCUAACUGAAACACAGCUGGGAACCUGGAUAUCGGUAUGUCAGCACUGGUGCCUAAUUGCUACAGUGUUUGUGGUGACAAUACCGCCUCUACAAGAGGGUAUGCAGAUCUGGAGACAAUACAAGGAAAACAAGAAAUUCGUACAAGAGAAUAUAAACGAUGUUUCAAUGCAAAUUGUUUCUAAAUAGCACCGAAGGUAUAUAAUGCAAGUAAUGCUACAAUGUAAUGAUACCUUCAAAAAUCAAGAGCCUCCGUACAAAGGCAUAUUAAGAUGGCUUAUAGCGCUUGAUGAAAUUGUAUUCAGUAAAAUUUUAAAAGGUUUGUAUCUUGUUAAUUAUAUUUAGAAAGUGUGUUAACCUUUACAUUUUUUGAAGGUCUAUCAAAUUUCUAAAUGAUAAAACAAAACAGAUUGUAGUGCCUAUGACAACAAAAACAUAUAGAUCAAUUAACCUUUAGCCUGCUGGCGGUAAGUGAUUCUGCCUUUGCGACCAGUGCAGACCAAGAUCAGCCUGCACAGAUAUGCAUGGUCUGCACUGUUCGCUAUUCAGUCAGUAAAUUUUCAAUCACCACUCCUUCGAAUAAUAAGUUGUACUGAUCAAAUUGAAAGAUGGAACAGUCCAUUUUAGAAAUUUAGCAGGGUGUAGGUUAAAAGAACAAGAUGUCUUACCCGUCAUCAAUAUUUGAGCAAGGCUUAGAAUUAUAGGCAACCUUCGAGUCCAGAUAUUGUUAAUGAGUUUUCUACAAUAUUCACUGCCCGUGGGAACCUUGACACAUAACUGUGAUGCUGUCUUCAACUUGACUUAUGCAUGAAUCGACCAAUGACACACAAAAAGGACAAUACUCCCACCCUAAAAAAGUAUGAAAAAAAACAGUGAAUACAAUGCAGUAAAUUCUUUUGGCUAUAGGGGUUUACCUCUAACUUCAAGCCUUGUUCAAAUAUUGUUGAAUAAGCCAAUUUAUUCCCUUUAGUGACAUAUUUUUGAAGUUAUAGCCUAUAUUGUUCUUAUGUUUUAACUAUGAACUUCCAACAAUGUAUUGGUUUAAAUACGUUCUAGAUGUAAUACAAAGGUACUAACCUCUGAAUAUUAAAGCGAAACAGAUUUGAUGAAAUUUUAUUCCUCACUUUAAGGCAAUAUUUACCCGCAAAUAAGCUGUCCAGAACAAUCACGUCUAGUUAAGACGUUAUUUUUUAUUUGAAACAUAACACCGGCACAAGGUUUAUGCUUAUGGUGACUUUUGAACCGGUUGUACAUUACUUGGUAGAUUUUGUACUUUGUCUAAUAUAGUCAGGUUUAACAGAAAGAGAAUUAUAACAUUAAAAUGAGAAAAAUA
Messenger RNA from Mercenaria mercenaria, 3606 nucleotides. RefSeq lists its product as uncharacterized. The record is from RefSeq and is a predicted model, not a curated record. Gene Ontology annotation, biological process: urea transmembrane transport. Gene Ontology annotation, cellular component: plasma membrane. The transcript is spliced from 10 exons. The coding region runs from base 135 to 2462 and encodes 775 amino acids. Gene Ontology annotation, molecular function: urea transmembrane transporter activity. Lineage: Eukaryota; Metazoa; Mollusca; Bivalvia; Venerida; Veneridae.